UGCAUAUACAUACAUACAUAUACCCCUAGCUCCUCCCACUUCAUCUCCUCCUUACCUCACUUAAUCCUCUUGAAGCUUAACACAUCCAAAGAAAAUUAAGCCGGAGCCAUGAGCUCUGUUUGCAAUUCUUCCAUGCCGGCGAGGCCAACCUUCAUCAACCUCUACAAGUGGCCGGAGUCCGACGCCGAGUUCGUGAAGUCGAUGACAGAAGGAAGAAGAGGCAAGAGUACUGCCGUAACUGAUCAGAGUCAGAGCCACAGUAAGUGGAGCCCAAGUCCUCCGGUGGUGGACAGCUUCUCCUGCCGGCAGGUGUACCUGAGGAGCUACCCCUUCUCCAAGGAGGAGAAGGCAGCCACCGGAAAAACAAAGCAGUGCUUUGAGAAAGCCAAGGAAAAAGCGACCUCACUUUUCUCAACGAAGAAGAAGAAGAUUAAGAAGAAUGAACUGCGGUUUGUGAGCGACAGGAAGCUAAUCAAAGAUUUCCCUUACUCUUCCCUCUUCUCUAUCUUCUACCGCUUCCUGUUCUGCACCACCAGCGUCGAAGUUGUCGAUCGUAGAAGAGAACAAAGGAAAGGUGGGCAUCCUUUGCGAAAUUGCGAGUGGUGGCCAUGCAAGCAUGAGAGAUAAGCAUUCGAUUGGGCUUGGCGCAGUGCUCAAAAGGCGUGCCGUAGCUGUCACUGAUGAGCCACGCCUUUCUUCUCCAAUGGCGGCUCGCCAUUGGUGGUCAACCCUCAGUGAGCAGCUCGCUGAGCCUGCGAGGAACUGGAGGGGUAAAAGUUAAAAGGACAA
This is a messenger RNA of Zingiber officinale, 789 nucleotides long. RefSeq lists its product as uncharacterized. NCBI's taxonomy places the organism in Eukaryota, Viridiplantae, Streptophyta, Magnoliopsida, Zingiberales, Zingiberaceae. The transcript is spliced from 2 exons. The record is from RefSeq and is a predicted model, not a curated record. The coding region runs from base 109 to 627 and encodes 172 amino acids.